GUUUUGAUUUUCUUUUUUUUUAUAUUCAACUCUGUUGUUGCUGUAUAACUUUCAGAAAAUUAAAUACAAGCCCGGAUAAUAUUAGUGGAGAGAGAUUUGUGCACUCUGUCAGGAAAGCAACAAAGCGCCAGCAAUAAACAGGCCGCAGGCCAAGUGUAGCAAGAGAAUUGUCAAGACACUUGCAGUGUCAUUGACAACUGUGCGGCAACAACAGGACAAACGCAAUUAUGGCUAAUCCCUAUGAACCGACCACAAUGACAGCAAUGUCAAACACAAGCCAGGACAUAUCGGCAGCAACGACAACGACAACAACAACAACAACAACAGCGACAACUGCAACAGCGACAACAACCCUCAGUUAUACCACAGAUAGCAGCAGGAAUAUCAGCAGCGAAUUGGAGUACAUGUCCGUUGAGGACGAGGAAAUGUUGCACAUUGCAUUCCUCAUCAGCGAUUUCGUGAAUAGAUACUAUGUGCCCAUCAUCUGUUGCACGGGCAGCAUCGGCAACAUACUCUCCGUCUUUGUCUUCUUUAUGACGAAGCUGCGCAAGUUGUCAUCGAGCUUCUAUUUGGCCGCAUUGGCCAUCAGCGAUACCUGUUUCCUGUGUGGCUUAUUCAUGCAAUGGCUAAAUUUCCUCAAUGUGAACAUCUACAAUCAGAACUACUUCUGUCAAUUCUUCACAUUCAUCAGCUAUUUGGCCAGCUUCUGUUCUGUGUGGUUUGUGGUUGCCUUCACCGUGGAGCGUUUCAUAGCAGUCAUGUAUCCGCUUAAGCGGCAAAUAAUGUGCACCGUUCGACGAGCUAAAAUCGUCUUACUUGGCCUCACAUUGGCCGGCUGUGUGCAUUGUGUGCCUUACAUAUUGAUUGCCAAGCCCGUCUACAGUCCCAAGCUGAAUGAUACCAUCUGCGAUCUGAACACCUCGUAUAAGGGUAUACAGUACCAGUGCGUUGUACAAAGACCGCAAGUAAAACUAAGGCAGACAGUUUCUUUUCUUUUCUACCGCAACACAAAAGGAGAAUGCCAAACAAUUGCUAAAGAAGCACAGUCGAAACGUGCCCACCCAUCCAACAUUGGUUAUGGGCGUGUCCGAUUGGUAGUCACACGGACAAAAAAAAAAGAAGAAAAUUCCGCACACACAAAAGGAAAAGGUCCUGACUGAAAAUUCGCUUGGGAGGUGUUCGUUAAAUCUCGAAUUUCUGUUUACAUUACGUUUUAUGUUGACGCUUUAUAACAAUAUCUGACAAGGGGAGGCCCUGAAAUUCAAUGCUAAUUUCCAGACAGUGCAAGUCAAACAAGCAAAACAAAAUGUCCAACCACCAAAAAAAAAACAUAUUUCCCGAAAAGCGAUCGCAUCUAUUAGCCAAAUUGGGCCCGGCGACAACUGAAGCGUUAAGUUUUUAACAAAGCCGCGCCCAUCAAGAUAAUAAAGUACCCAUUUGUUUGUUGUUGCUAUUGUUGUUGUACACAUUCAAGUUCAAUAUGUACAUCUGAGACAUUCAAAUUCAAUCAGUAACGAGAAAAUACGAGCGAGAGAAAGAAAAUAAAAUAAGAACGACGACGAGACAAAAAUUUGCUGCCGGCGAACGUGUCGUAUGAGCGAUGCGCCCAUAUUUAUCAACGGGCGGGGGGGUGCUUCGCCUUGCCACAUUGUUGCAACAUAUUCGAGCCUGGCCUGCGCUGUAGAUCGAUGGCUGUGCGUGGGGUUUUCGGUAUUGACGGCAAACAAUAUUGAAAAUUGGAUAUAUUUGUGGAUGGGUGAAGUUAAAUUUGGAAAAUAUGCAAAGCAACAACGUAUUUUAUUUUCUUCUAUUUUCUUGGACUCGGUUGACAUUGUGUGCGCUUUGAAAGGAGCUGCUAAUGCUAAAGCAUUUGAUACAGAGAAUCUGCAAAUUGGCCGGAAAGUUAGCCAUGUGCAAAGGCGGCAGGCG
Molecule: messenger RNA, 1929 nt
Organism: Drosophila novamexicana
Lineage: Eukaryota; Metazoa; Arthropoda; Insecta; Diptera; Drosophilidae
Gene: CNMaR
Product: proteinase-activated receptor 1
Exons: 2
Coding region: 228-1160 (310 amino acids)
Biological process (GO): G protein-coupled receptor signaling pathway
Cellular component (GO): plasma membrane
Molecular function (GO): G protein-coupled receptor activity
Source: RefSeq, a predicted model, not a curated record